This is a messenger RNA of Pseudoliparis swirei, 1992 nucleotides long. It is a transcript of the gene syt5b, whose product is annotated as synaptotagmin Vb. Bases 112 to 1551 code for a protein of 479 amino acids. The transcript has 9 exons. Gene Ontology annotation, cellular component: axon; dense core granule; synaptic vesicle membrane. The record is from RefSeq and is a predicted model, not a curated record. Lineage: Eukaryota; Metazoa; Chordata; Actinopteri; Perciformes; Liparidae. Gene Ontology annotation, molecular function: phosphatidylserine binding; calcium-dependent phospholipid binding; clathrin binding. Gene Ontology annotation, biological process: synaptic vesicle endocytosis; calcium ion-regulated exocytosis of neurotransmitter; regulation of dopamine secretion.
UGUCAGUCAGUCAGCCGGGCCAGAGGGGAGAAAGAAAGAAAUACACUUUGAACCAAAGGUUGUCCAGAAGCUGUCGGGAGAGAGGGAAUUAAAGGGCCAUCAGCAGCUGCCAUGAGGUCGGGCAGCGCGGGGGUCCGGGCCCGGAGGGCCGCGGAGCCGACUGAACCGGAGCAGGAGGAAACCACCGAGCCAGCUCACCGCGAGCAAUCCCAGACGGAGAGCCGUGAGCAUUCCCAGACGGAGAGCCGUGAGCAUUCCCAGACGGAGAGCCGUGAGCAUUCCCAGACGGAGAGCCGUGAGCAUUCCCAGACGGAGAACCGUGAGCAUUCCCAGACGGAGAGCCGUGAGCAUUCCCAGACGGAGAGCCGUGAGCAUUCCCAGACGGAGAGCCGUGAGCAUUCCCAGACGGAGCACCACCCCGGACACGACUACAAACACAUCAAGGAGAAGUUCAUGAAUGAACUUGGGCAUCUGCCGAUUCCCGCGUGGGCAGUGGCCGCCAUUGUCGUGGUGGUCCUGGUUUUGGUGGCAUGCUUCGUCUUCUGUCUUUUCAAGAAAUGCUUCGGGAAAAAGAAAAAGCCAAAGAAAGUGAGGGAGCGGAAGACCGGUCGCCGCAAGAAGGAAAAGGACGGUGAAGGAGAUGCUGGAGAGAAGGACGGAGAGGUGAAGAAGGAAGGAGAGCAAGAAGAGAAAGAACAGGAAAAGUUGGGGCGGCUGGAGUUCUCGUUGGACUACAGCUUCACAGAUGCCCAGCUCAUCGUGGGCAUCCUUCAGGCUCAGGACCUUGCUGCUAUGGACAUGGGGGGGACCUCAGACCCCUACGUCAAGGUCUUUUUGUUGCCGGACAAAAAGAAGAAGUACGAGACCAAAGUUCAGCGCAAGAAUUUAUGUCCCGUUUUCAACGAGACUUUCAUCUUCAAGAUCCCAUAUGCAGAGUUGGGCGGAAAGACUUUAAUGCUGCAAGUUUUUGACUUUGACCGAUUCUCCAAGCAUGACAUCAUCGGCGAGAUAAAGAUUCCCAUGAACAGCGUUGAUUUGGGCCAGCCGUUGCAACAAUGGAGAGAUGUGGAGAGUGGAGAAAAGGAGGAGCAAGAUAAACUGGGCGAUGUCUGCAUUUCUUUACGAUAUGUUCCCACUGCUGGAAAACUGACAGUGAACAUCAUGGAGGCAAAGAAUCUGAAGAAAAUGGAUGUUGGUGGAUUAUCAGAUCCGUACGUGAAGAUUGUUCUGCAGCAAAAUGGGAAACGGAUUAAGAAGAAAAAGACGACCGUGAAGAAAAACACGCUCAACCCUUACUUCAAUGAGAGCUUCAGUUUUGAAGUCCCUUUUGAGCAGAUACAGAAAGUGCAGGUGGUCAUCACAGUGUUUGACUAUGACAAACUGGGGAGCAAUGACCCCAUCGGAAAGACCUUCAUGGGUUAUGGAGCUACAGGAGUUGGCCUGCGCCAUUGGUCAGAAAUGUUAGCCAAUCCCAGACGUCCAGUCGCCCAGUGGCACGUUCUGAUGCACGAGGAAGAAGUCGACGCGGCGCUCAAAGCAAAACCUCGUUAGAGUCGGACCUCGUUUGGAUAUCGAAUAAUGACGAUAUCAUACUUAUUCUCAUAUCGUCCGGUGUGUUCUCAAGUUCUGUUCUCCAUCUUGUUUCUUUUAAGAUACUUUAAUGUGUGUGUGUGUGUGUGUGUGUGUGUGUGUGUGUGUGUGUGUGUGUGUGUGUCUGUCUGUGUGUCUACAGUCAACAUUCGGUUGUUACUAAGCUCCCCCUGUUUACCUUAUUAUACUGUAAACCAUUAUGACUUUGUAUUUGUAUAUUUGUAUUACCUGUAUAUGUGAAUGUGCAUCUUGUGUGUAUGCUCAUGCAUGGGCUUAUUAAAAUGUGGAUGCCAAAAGGAGGCGUUCAGGUUCACUCUGUUCUUAAGACUGGCAGAGCUAACAAGCCCAGAAGGCUUGUUGUAAUGAUUUGGAUAUUGCAAAUUAAAAUAACCCCAUAAUGGA